Molecule: messenger RNA, 1863 nt
Organism: Meyerozyma guilliermondii ATCC 6260
Lineage: Eukaryota; Fungi; Ascomycota; Pichiomycetes; Serinales; Debaryomycetaceae
Gene: PAN3
Product: Pan3p
Exons: 1
Coding region: 1-1863 (620 amino acids)
Biological process (GO): mRNA processing; protein phosphorylation; nuclear-transcribed mRNA poly(A) tail shortening
Cellular component (GO): PAN complex; P-body
Molecular function (GO): protein kinase activity; poly(A) binding; ATP binding
Source: RefSeq, a predicted model, not a curated record
AUGAAUAUAAACCUAGAUUCGGCAAAGGGGACCCUUUGCAAGAACAUAUUAAUUUAUGGCUAUUGUAAAUACGAAAACAAGGGAUGUGCAUUCAGCCAUAGAAGAAACAACAAUGCCAAUCUGGGCCCUGGGGCUACUCCAGCGAAGUCUGUGGCCACCACACCUACCUCAGACAAGCGGAAAUUCAACGUAAAUACGCCAUCUUUCCAGCCUUCGACGGCUCCAGUCCAGGGACUCGCCAACAAGUUUGCGGGUUUGCUGCCAAAAGUUAAGGAUAUACCGGUCUUUGUACCUUCUGGAACACCUGCUUCCCCUGCACAAUCCACACCGUCCACCGGAAAUCAAGAACAACCAAUGCCAACUAGCACUGUGUCGAAUGUUCCCGAACGAAAGUUCAAUACUUCGACACCUUCGUUUACUCCCAGUCAACCAAUUCCCGCUCCCCCUCCCCAAAACACAAGCAGUCCCCCAACCAACCCAUAUCUCAUGAACCAGCCGGGUCCUCCAACGGAUAUGUACUACCAAUCAGCCUACCCGCUACAAUACCAUCUUUAUGCCCCAGCGCCGCCUCCACGAUUGGCCAUUACCCACUCGCUGCACCAGGUCGACGCCCAUUCGCUAUUCAUCGAUUCAGAAUUACGGGAAACCCUCCAGAAACGAAACGAAGCAACUCUCCAAAGUUAUCCUGGAGGUCCUGAAAUCGUAGACGUAUACCAUACUGUGGUGCCCAUUGCGGCCGAAGGAGUAUCAAAAAUAUGGAAGGUGUCUUCUUCGGUGUACAAGGGUGUCUCUAAUGUUGAUGGAAACGUAUACGCUCUUCGCAAGAUUGAAGAUUUCAAAAUAAUCAAUGAAACACCGUUUAGAACCAUCAAAAGAUGGCACGGACUUCAAAGCGCCAAUAUAGUGAAAAUUCAAGACGCAUUCACCACCGUUGCCUUUGGCUCACCGUCACUAGUCGUGGCGUAUGAUUACUAUCCGAACGCAUCGACACUCUUGGAGCAGCAUGUCAACCGCCGGUUGGGUGGCCGUCUUGAGCCGCUCACCGAAGAUAUUUUGUGGCUCUACUUGACUCAGCUUGUCAAUGCAGUACGCACAGUACACAAGAAGAAACUAGCAGCAAGAUCUUCACUCGAUCUUUCCAAAAUCAUCGUCACCACCAACAGAAUUCGUCUUGCCGCGAUAGGAAUGAGUGACAUUCUCAAUUGGGAAGCUGACGACGCCGAGAUUGCUCGUGUGGGGUUGCCGACUUAUAUGGAGAACCUUCAGCAGGAAGAUAUUCGAAACAUGGCACGCUUAAUGGUUGAUCUAACCACAGUAAUGAAUCCCGUUGUCCAAAAUGACAUUUUUAAAUUGAAGUCCAGCGGCUUAAGCACCGAUUUCGUCGCUGCCGUCCAAGAUCUUUCCAACACAGACGACUUGGAGUCUUACAUCCGCAAGCACCUCGCCAUACGUCUUUUGGAUGUCGUGGAUAUGCUUGAGGACCUGAAUGACUACCUCGAAUCUCAAUUGAGUACGGAGCUCGAAAAUGCCAGACUUGUACGACUUAUGACCAAGAUCAAUUUCAUCGUCGAUCGACCCGAAUGGGAUAACGAGGCGACAGCGGCUGCGGCUGGAUGGACAGAAAAUGGACCCAAAUACCUCCUAAAGCUCUUUAGAGAUUUUGUGUUUUUUCAAACCGAUGAAAUGGGGAAACCGGUAACCGACCUUUCGCGAGUGCUCGUCACACUCAAUAAGCUUGAUGCUGGGAUCGACGAAAAAUUCUUGCUUGUGAGCCGUGACGAAAAGACGUGCAUUGUGGUGAGCUAUAAGGAAAUCAGAGACUUGUUGGAAUCUGUUUUCCGGACCAUAACUAGAGGUAAAUAG